AUGGCCGAAGUCAAGGGGGAGAUGCGGCACUUUGUGGCAGUUUGUCUAUUGGCCGAGCAGGAGUUCGGCCCUUUAAAGUCCCGCCUCCUCCAGCAGGACUGGCUGACAAAAUUUGGCUACCUUCCCCCUCCGGAUCCUGUCACGGGACGGCUGCAAACCCAAGAAGAGUUGGCCAAAGCGAUCAUGGCGAUGCAACAGUUUGGAGGUCUGGAAGCCACUGGGAUUCUAGAUACUCACGGAAUGGACCUGUUUGCUGUGGCAGUCCAUGAGUUUGGCCACGCCAUUGGCUUAACCCACAUCUCUGCCAUUGAGUCUAUCAUGAGGCCGUACUAUCAAGGCCCUGUUGGGGAUCCCCUAAAAUAUGACCUGCCUUAUGAAGACAAAGUCCGGAUAUGGCAGCUGUACGGGGUUCGGGAGUCCGUGUCUCCAACGGCCAAGCCUGAAACUUCAAAAGCAGACGAGCACCCCCUGCUGCCCGAUUUGCCAGAAAAUCGCUCAUCAGUCCCGCUCAGAAGAGACGUGCCGAACAGAUGCAACACUCACUUUGAUGCAGUGGCUCAGAUCCGAGGGGAGGCUUUCUUUUUCAAAGGCAAAUAUUUCUGGCGGCUAACACGUAACAGACACCUGGUUUCCCUCCAGCCGGCUCAGAUCCAUCGUUUCUGGCGGGGUUUGCCUCUAAACCUCGACAGUGUGGACACCGUGUACGAGCGAACUCACGAUCAUAAGAUUGUAUUUUUCAAAGGAGACAGAUACUGGGUGUUUAAGGACAAUAAUGUGGAAGAGGGCUACCCCCGACCCAUCUCAGAUUUCGGCUUGCCUCCGGGAGGCAUCGAUGCUGCAUUCUCCUGGGCUCCGAACGACAAGACAUAUUUCUUCAAGGACAAUCUCUACUGGUGCUACGAUGAUCGUGAGAGGCGGAUGCAACCAGGCUAUCCUUCGGAGACCAUGUUGUGGAAAGGUGUGCCUAGUCAGUUGGAUGACGCCACACGGUGGUCGGAUGGGUCAACCUACUUCUUCAAGGGCAAAGAAUACUGGAAAGUCCUGGACAGUGAGCUGGAAGUCGAGCCGGGUUACCCACAAUCCAUUGCCAGAGACUGGCUGGUGUGCAGCGACAUGCAGGCAGAUGCGCCAGAACCGGCGGAGAGCAGCAGGACUGGGUUGCAUUCGAAACAGGGCCACCACGACCAGAGUCGGUCCAAAAGCGAGGUCUGCUCCUGCACCUCCUCAUCUCCCGACCCUUUCUUGUCCUCUUCGGUGCUCAGAGUCUACCUGGGCCUCUUCUUGGCCUUCCUUUGGACCGCGGCGCCGGUUCGCAGACCACGAUGACAGAACGCGUCGUACGGACAGUGGAGGCUGAAACAAUUCAAGGAUGCAAAAGAGGGGAGGGCGGGGUGAGCAGGCGGACGGGCAGACUGGCGGUCCGAUCACAGGAUGCGACACUGUUAAACGAAUGAAUGACACACAACAUUCAUAGCGACGUUGGCAGCUUGGUUUGCAAAUUCUCCAUGAGAAGUUUACCACGUUCUUCUUUUUCUCUCUCGGUUUGUCCUUUCCUUCACGCUGGUUUGUUUUCAUUUUGUUUCCAGCUGGCGAGCUUUGACACCAGACACUGUGGGUUUCUCCCCCCUACGUAUCCUGGCCUUCUCACUCCCUCACCCCACAUCACUGGGAAAAAAUAAAUAAACAU
Messenger RNA from Pogona vitticeps (central bearded dragon), 1687 nucleotides. NCBI's taxonomy places the organism in Eukaryota, Metazoa, Chordata, Lepidosauria, Squamata, Agamidae. The record is from RefSeq and is a predicted model, not a curated record.